AUGGAUGUUUACAUAACCUACUUAAUAGAACAAAUUGAUAAUUAUUGUUCUGUUGAAGGAAACAGAAUAAAUGCAUAUCAUAUACCUGAACUAAAAAUAAAUCUAAUGCGAAUAGUUAAAGAUUUUCCCAUGUGGAGCAAUGUGAUGAAGAAUUAUUUUAAUUCAAAUUUUUUAACAGCUACUAGUGCCCCAGUAGAAGGAUAUAUAGGUAAAUCAAAAUCAAAAUUUUCAAAGCCUUUGACCGCCGAUAGAUUUAUAACGUCGCACUUAAAAACUAUUGAAAGUGAGACUAAAAUAUCAAGAAGUAUUCAAAUUGAAAAUCGAGACCAAUAUAUUACAACAAAUAAACGUGAAUUAUUAAAAACUAACAGUGUGGACGUCAGAUUUAAAGAAGCAUUGACUGUAAAUAACGUAUUAAACAAUAAGGAAACUGAAGAACAAAAUUAUUCUAAUAAUAGAAUUCCCAACAAUAACGGAUAUGAAGAUAUUGAUAUUGAAGAUGACUUUGCUCAUUAUACUUUUACUAAAGACAACGAAAUUGUAAAUACAAUAUGUGAUGUUCCUAAUGAAGAUAAUAUUUUGCUUGAUAACUUCCAAUAUGAAACUGAAGUAGUAUAUGGGCACGUAUAG
Macrosiphum euphorbiae (potato aphid) is the source of this 630-nucleotide messenger RNA. Lineage: Eukaryota; Metazoa; Arthropoda; Insecta; Hemiptera; Aphididae. The record is from the annotation of a GenBank genome assembly.